AAGAUGGCGACACCGACCAAGAAACAGACCGCCUGCUGGGUCAACAGAGGUCAGACGACCCCGGGUUCUACGAUGAAAAGGGUUGGCGACGACCGAAAACCCGAACUGUCAUGCCCCGGGCAGCCAAUCAUAAGGCGAAUGGGGGCGGGGCCACAAGCAACGGCUCCACCCCCUCCACGCCCAUUGGUCAAGGUCACCAAGUUUCAGCCAAUCAGACACCUUCCACGCCGCCGGAUAUGGCGGCCUCAAAUAAGAAUAAGAAUAAAAAGGAAAAGGAAACCAACAAGAAGAAAGGACGGUCUAAAGAAGUGAUGAUCCAUGAACCUGCAGUGUUGAUUGAAGGAGUUCUGUUCCGUGCUCGGUACUUAGGCUCAACACAGCUGGUCUCCGAAGGGCAGCCCACCAAGACCACUCGGAUGAUGCAAGCAGAAGAAGCAGUUUCACGGAUAAAGGAUGCAGAUGAUGAUAAGGAAGCGUUGGUGGAUAAUCAUGACCCACAACCACCCCCGGGUCCCCCACACUCUGCAAGCCCACAGGAGUCUCCCAUCUCCCAUCACUCUCCUGUACCUCCUCAGACAGCAGUAAAUUCAAGUUCAUCCAAGGAAUAUAGUUCACCCAGGAAUCUGCAUUCCCCAAGAGAUUCAAAAACCUCAAGGCCCCAUCCUUCGCCUAGAGCCCAAGCCAGUCCACAGGUAAUUCAUUCACUGCAAACAGGCCAAGGCUACAGCCCAAAGUCUCCUGAAAAUAUGACCUCUAGGAACACCUCAGCUUGGAGACCAAUGCCACGGAUGUCUCAUACCAUGGCAGCUUGCCCAUAUGUGUCUGAAGGAAAUUCAGGCCAUUCCAAUGUGACAAUUGUGGCUCCUUUACCAACUGGUAUUCUGGAAGAGCCCAUUGGAUCUUCAGAAAAUAUUGUAACUAUCAUAGAGCCAAAAGAGCCACAACAGCAGCAACAGGCAGAUAUUAGGGAUGGCAAAACCUAUAAUGAAAGUAAGGCAGAUGAGAGGGAAGAUGUUGAUAAUGAUGGUGAAGAGGAGGAGGUGGAGGAAGAGGAGGAGGAGGAGGGAGUAGAAGAAGAUGAAGCAGAAGUGGAAGAUGAAGAGGAGGAGGAAGAUGAAGAUGAAGAGGAGGAAGAAGAGGAAGAUGAAGAGGAGGAAGAUAGAAGAGAUGAUGAACGGAAAGUCAUAAGAGCAGAUGAUGAAACAGAAGGGGAGGGUGAUAAAAAUGAGAGUAUUGACAGUGAAGAUCAGUGCAUAGAAGUCCUGACGGUAGUCCCAGGAGCCAGUGGAACCACCCCAGAUGAUAGGGAUGAGGAACUGGAUAUAGAUGGAGGUGGUGGGAGCUUGGACUGGGUGUCUGAGGAGGGUGGGGGACCAGGGCUUGGUCCUGCUGGGACAGUAUUCCACCUGCGCCUGGUUGGAUCGGUGGAUGUUGCUGAGGAGUCAGGUAAAGCGCCUGCGCGCAAGACUACCACUUGUAAGCGGCCCAAGAAGGAUAUGGUCAUGGAGGCCGUUUCACGUUUAAAGGCGUUGGCCCCUGAUGGAGAGUCACAGCCCAGCACAGAAGUAGAUCUUUUUAUAUCCACGGAAAAGAUCAUGGUGCUGAACACAGACCUAAAAGAGAUCAUGAUGGAUCAUGCCCUCCGUACUAUCUCCUACAUUGCUGACAUUGGAGAUCUUGUUGUUCUAAUGGCAAGAAGGAGAGUUCUGCCCACAGAUGAUACUGGCAACAACAUACAAAAGACACCUAAAAUGAUUUGCCAUGUAUUUGAAAGUGAUGAGGCACAGUUUAUAGCUCAGAGUAUUGGUCAAGCAUUCCAAGUUGCAUACCUCGAGUUUCUGAAAGCUAAUGGCAUAGAAGAUCACAGCUUUGUGAAGGAGAUGGAUUAUCAGGAAGUUCUAAAUUCACAAGAGAUAUUUGGGGAUGAACUGCAAAUGUUUGCCAAGAAGGAGCUGCAGAAAGAGGACCUAUAUAUCACAAAAACGGUUGUGGUACCAAAGAUGAAGAGUGAAAUCUUGGGUGUGGUGGUUGUCGAGUCGGGUUGGGGAUCUAUGGUCCCAACUGUGGUCAUAGCAAACCUCUCACCAACGGGUGCUGCUGCGAAGUGUGGCCAGUUAAACAUCGGUGACCAAAUAAUAGCUAUAAAUGGUGUUUCAUUAGUGGGAUUGCCCCUUUCAACUUGCCAGAACUAUAUAAAGAACACAAAGUAUAACACAGCUGUCAAGCUUACAGUUGUACCCUGUCCACCUGUUGUUGAAGUGAAAAUUCGAAGACCUGACACAAAAUACCAAUUAGGUUUUUCUGUACAAAACGGUGUUAUCUGUAGUCUGUUACGAGGUGGAAUAGCAGAGCGUGGGGGUGUACGUGUUGGUCAUCGUAUUAUUGAUAUAAAUAGUCAGUCUGUGGUUGCUGUUCCUCAUGAAAAAAUUGUAAAUCUUUUGGCUACUUCUGUUGGUGAGAUCCGGAUGAAGACCAUGCCUACUUCAAUUUUCCGCCUGUUAACUGGCCAAGAAACUCCACAGUAUAUAUAGUGCUUCACCUUUUGUGCUGUCCAUGCAUACUAAGUGCCACAGCCAUUCUCUCUCUCUGUGUGGGUGGAUUAGUGUGUGGGUGGAUCCAAGAGGGUGCCAUUCAAAUUAUCUGCACAUUGCUUUCUGACAACCAAAUGUGGCCAGCAUUCUCAUCUCAAAAAACUCAUAUAGUGAAAAUUACACAAAACCUCGGGAAAAAAGUCCAGUAAAAGCUGGAGGACACUGCUCUCUGCAACAUGAAGAUCUAUGACCUAAAUGAUUAAUAUACAAGGAGCCACUUUAUUGUUUCCAAAGUAGCACUAUGCUUACAGUAUAUACCAUGUGAAACAUGUUGGUUUGAAAGUAGGGUAUAGGUGGAUAAAUUUUUGAAAAUUUAGUCUCUAAAUAUAUGAUAGCAUGUUUGGAUUAAGGGCUUGUUUCUUAUAUUCCAUUAAUGGAGGUAAAAAAAUAUUUUAUACCACAAAAAGAGAAACAAUUUAAUUUCAUUACUGCAGCACUAAAAUAAAAACUGAAAAAGCAUAAGUGUAAUGACAAUUUGCUUAUUUCUUUGUUUAGUGAAAAGUUAAUGCCCAGAAAAUUUUCAUUAAAAUAUAGAAUAAAAUUGAUCCUUUGUCCACACCGCUGCCUAAUCAAAUAUCCAGUGGCAAGAGAAUAAUGAAAGGGUUCAAAUCCAAUCUAUGUAUUAUACAUUUUUUUAAAAGUUAUUAUAAGAGGAAGCACUGUAAUAAAGAUACUACAGAAUAGAUUACAAAUAAGAGAACAUUAUAAGGAUUGUAAGAAUGAAUGGAAGAGUUCCAGCUGUGUAAUAAAAUUAAUAUUCAAGCUUCUGGCUGUGCUUUGAUUACAUGGCAAAUGGCAAAAAUGGCAUGAUUUUUUCAAUAACAUUGUGAUUUGAAGUGCAUUUAGGCUUUAGAAAUACAUUUCAUUGUGUAACUGGUUUUCCACUUGCAUAGAUUAGGUAAUAUAUAAAAGAAAUGCCUUCAAAUGAAGUACUAUGGUAUCACUCUUAGUUAGGAAUAGCUACUACAAUAUAUAUGGUACCCUUUUAUUUGUGUGUGGAUGUAACAAUUGUAUCAGACAGCUGAGUUCAAUAAGACAAUUCAGCUAACCACAUGAAAAAAAAUUAUUUCAUAAGUCAGAGACUGAACAAAAUGUUUCACUUGAAUAAUUUAAACUUUAGCAAACUACUAAGUGUUGCUAAGAAACAGGGAAUAUUUUAUUGUUCUUAGCCUGGGAAAAAUUAUAUUUUUAUUUAGUCCCUAUUAUGAAUAGUCUACUGUGAGCUUAUAUGACCAUUUGAUAUUAAUUACUCAAAGCUAUAGUACCUCGUAAACAGAAAAAUCCUGCAGUUUAAUAAUGCUUUUAAAAUUAAUAUUGAAAGUUCAUAUUUUUUACUUUAUUCUUAUUAUUCCUUCAAAAUAUAAGUUAGUUAUAUUUUCACAGUCACUGCACAAGUAUUUUAGUUCAAAGUGUAAAUUUGCUUCUGUCCAGGGAAAACUCCGCAAAACUGACAAAGUAUAGUAUCUGAGAGUAUUGUGAUGGUAAGUAAAUGACUGUAUAUCAUAAACAAAGAAAAGAAUAUAUAUACAUAUAUACAAUAUAUGCAGCCAAAUUUACUUUGCCUUUAUUUGAAGGUAAUGACUUGAAAGUUGUGCAUACAAUUUUCCCUUUCCUGAUAAUUAAAAUUUAAGUUUAUAUA
Penaeus monodon (black tiger shrimp) is the source of this 4230-nucleotide messenger RNA. RefSeq lists its product as uncharacterized. The record is from RefSeq and is a predicted model, not a curated record. NCBI's taxonomy places the organism in Eukaryota, Metazoa, Arthropoda, Malacostraca, Decapoda, Penaeidae. Gene Ontology annotation, cellular component: cytoplasm; plasma membrane; dendritic spine. Gene Ontology annotation, biological process: chemical synaptic transmission. Gene Ontology annotation, molecular function: protein binding.